UUAAUUUGGUGACAAAUUUGGAAUUUGUUAAAAUGACAAAAUGACAGCAAAACGUGAUAAGGAUUAUGCCAAGAAUAAGACAUCAACUGGCAUAAGAUUUCCUGCUGCCGCAUCAUCGCCAGACACGAAUAACGCAAAAUCCAUUAGUCUAGUCUCAUCAUCACAAAAUGCAAAUUCAACUCAGGAUAUAACAAAGCGUACAAACAAGCCACUCAUGGAGAAACGUAGACGUGCACGUAUCAACCGCAGUUUGGCCAUACUCAAGAAUUUGAUUAUGGAAUCAACCAAAAAUCAAAAUUCCAAGACAAACGAUGGUCAAACAAAGCAUACUAAACUCGAAAAGGCCGACAUACUUGAAUUGACUGUUCGCCACUUUCAAAGACAUCGAAAUAUCGAUGAUCCGACUGUUAAUAAAUAUCGUGCUGGGUAUACGGAUUGUGCUAGAGAAGUAGCUCGCUAUCUGGCGACACCGGAACCGCCCCCAAUCGCAAACAUGCCUGCUUUAUCAGACCCAGCAGCGCAAGCGCGCCUCUUACAACAUUUAGAUAAAUGUAUUGCUGAAAUCGAUACGGAAAUUUGCCCCAUUUCAGCUGGUACAUUUGUUAAUAGUCCCUCAAAUAGUUCAUUUGACAUGAAUGCAGCUCCUAAGAAAACUCAAUCUGAUGAAAACUCAUUGGAUUUCGGUAGUCAAGAUUCGAAUCCGUUAGACUUUAGUAAGGCAACAGCGCAUGUACCGCUAGCGAAAGCUGGCUUUGUAUGUCCGACUGAAGCUCAAGUAGUGCAUUCUACUAUAUCUCCUGUCUCGGAACAUAUGACCUCACAGGAUGAAAAUAACAAUCGUGGUCAGCAAGAAACUGUACUCAAUAACAGUAACAAUAAUAACGAGAAUAUGAGACAGUUGGUAGGUGGACUAGCUGGAAUGAUCAAUGUUAAUACAAUACAAAAUUUUGAGGAACGACAAAAAAUUUGCGCAAAUAUGUUGGAAGCAAAUAAGGAACUUAAAGUAAGUGAUACAAACGGUGGGAUAUUGGUAUUACCACCGCAUUAUGUACAACUGGCUGCUGCACUAGGUCUAAACGCACAAUCUAUUGUUGAUCCGAUUGCAACACGUACUGAUUUCGAACGUUUAAUCGAAAUAAAUCGCGUACAACCGCUUGCAGCGCAACUCGCAACAAAUAAGAUAAGCGCAUUUAAUGUGCCGGCAUUGGAAGCAGCACAUGUUGCUGCCACAGCCUAUGCAACGAUAGCUAAAGAAACUGGUGCGACCUUACAAAUUGAGCGUCCUGCCUCAGCAACAUCAGUUGGUGCAUCAACAUCGCUAAGUUCGUGCACAUCGGAAACGAAGACAGCAUUGCAAUCACCGGAAGGUACCAACAUAACCGAAUCUAUUGACAGUCCACAGAGUAUUGGCGUUGGUGUUAGCGUACAAAAUCCAAACAACCUCAAUCGUUUAUUACAAAUACAAAAACAAAUGGCGGUGACAAGUGAAGUUAUUGUACGACCACCACAUCCCGAACAACAAUUGCAGCAACAAUUGCAACAACAACAGCAAAUACAACAGCAGUUGCAACAAUAUUAUCCAAGUAAUUAA
Messenger RNA from Teleopsis dalmanni, 1591 nucleotides. RefSeq lists its product as uncharacterized. The coding region runs from base 41 to 1591 and encodes 516 amino acids. The transcript has 7 exons. Gene Ontology annotation, molecular function: protein dimerization activity; DNA-binding transcription factor activity, RNA polymerase II-specific; RNA polymerase II cis-regulatory region sequence-specific DNA binding. Gene Ontology annotation, cellular component: nucleus. NCBI's taxonomy places the organism in Eukaryota, Metazoa, Arthropoda, Insecta, Diptera, Diopsidae. Gene Ontology annotation, biological process: regulation of transcription by RNA polymerase II; anterior/posterior pattern specification; regulation of neurogenesis. The record is from RefSeq and is a predicted model, not a curated record.